CCUGUAAUUUGAAGGGCCUCAUUGCAAGUAUUAGAGAUUAAUCUGUGUAGAAACGUGGUUACCAAUUAAAAACCAAAUAGAUAAAGCGCGCAGCAGAAAUCUUGAACAUACCCAUCUCAAUGUUAAUGGAUUCUCAUCUGCAUAUUAGCAAACUUACCCAAUUUAUUUCUUCUUGCGAUAGUCUAUACCCCGCCCGAGUUUAUCAUCUGCCGUCGUUAAUAUAUGUUCCGAAUUCAAGAAUGAAAAAGGCCGAAUCUUGGAGAGUUAUCAAACCCCUGUUUUCAGCUGCAAAUGGCGAGCAGUCGGCUGUUCAUGAAGAAGCCCGUUUGCCCCAGCUGCACAAGAAUGGUGUUUUGAGUGUAAAUGAUGGUGGUAGUUACUAUGAUAAGAUGCCAAGAAAGAGGAGGGUGUUUUUCUUGGAUGUGAAUCCCUUGUGUUAUAGAGGGAGCACUCCUAGUUUGGACUCUUUUGCUCAUUGGAUUUCUCUUUUCUUCUCCCAAGUCAGCCUCAAUGACCCUGUUGUAGCUGUCCUUGAUGGUGAAGGUGGCAAUGAGUACCGAAGGCAACUACUACCAUCUUACAAAACAAAUAGAAAAAAGAUGUUGCAGCAAUUCCCAGCUGCUGAAAGGUCUAUAACUGCUUCUAUUGGAAGAUCGAAGAAACUAGUCAUGGACGUUCUUCAGAAGUGCAAUGUUCCGGUGAAUGAUAAUACUUUUAGAGUAAGAAUGAAAAGUACCGAAUUCUCACUUUUACAAGACUUGCAGGUUGUGAAGAUUGAAGGACACGAGGCAGAUGAUGUUGUUGCAACACUUGUGCAUCAGGUGCUGCAUAAGGGGUAUCGAGCUGUGAUAGCUUCUCCCGACAAGGAUUUCAAGCAACUCAUUUCAGAAGAUGUUCAGAUGGUUAUACCUGUGCAAGAAUUGAACAGAUGGUCGUUUUACACGUUAAAACACUACCUCACUCAAUACAACUGUGAUCCACAAUCUGAUUUGAGCUUAAGAUGCAUUUUGGGAGAUGAAAUAGAUGGUGUACCCGGUAUCCAGCAUCUCGUUCCUGGUUUUGGUCGUAAGACUGCUCUAAAGCUCGUGAAAAAACACCGGUCUUUGGAGAAUCUACUUAGUGCUGCGAGUGUGAGAUCCGUAGGAAGACAAUAUGCUCAGGAGGCACUAACAAAAUAUGCUGAUUUUCUUCGAAAGAAUUAUGAAGUUCUUUCUUUAAAGAGGGAUGUAAAUAUCCAGAUUGAGGAGCAGUGGCUGGUCACUAGAGAUGCCCAAAACGACUCGAUAAUCUUAUCCAGCUUCACAGAGUUCCUGAGUAAAAAUCGUGAUAGAAAAUGGCAGUCUAAAUCUCAGCCCCACGGCUUGAAAGCAGUGACAUAGGUGAAAAUUCUAGUCGUUGGUGCUUCUAUUUUGAAUCUUUGCAAGGCUCGUAUCGCUCCACUCGCAACAUUACAUUACCUUGUCUAGGAGAUGGUAUACGAGCAAACGAGAGUAAUGUGCACAGUUUCUUCCGUAAGGUAUAGAUGUAACGAACACCAAGAAACGAAGCUCCGGGGGCAGUAGUUUUUGGGUGUGAACAUAAAAGCAGGCAGAUCCCAUGUGAGAAUGUGCAUACAAAUAAUUAUUUGGCCUAUUUCUUGGAGAAAAUUUAGCUAGGUUUGUAAACUAUGGUUACAGAUCAAUAUUUAUACAUUUCUUGAAUCAUAAAAUACAUCUCUUAUGAGAGAGAUGUACUUUCUUUUA
Messenger RNA from Salvia splendens (bonfire salvia), 1742 nucleotides. RefSeq names its product 5'-3' exonuclease family protein. Bases 120 to 1379 code for a protein of 419 amino acids. The transcript has 6 exons. Gene Ontology annotation, molecular function: 5'-3' exonuclease activity; DNA binding; 5'-flap endonuclease activity. Gene Ontology annotation, biological process: DNA replication, Okazaki fragment processing. The record is from RefSeq and is a predicted model, not a curated record. NCBI's taxonomy places the organism in Eukaryota, Viridiplantae, Streptophyta, Magnoliopsida, Lamiales, Lamiaceae.